This is a messenger RNA of Aplysia californica (California sea hare), 1091 nucleotides long. RefSeq names its product ubiquitin-conjugating enzyme E2 S. The coding region runs from base 140 to 754 and encodes 204 amino acids. The transcript is spliced from 5 exons. NCBI's taxonomy places the organism in Eukaryota, Metazoa, Mollusca, Gastropoda, Aplysiida, Aplysiidae. The record is from RefSeq and is a predicted model, not a curated record.
AUCGAUUUAGAAGUUUCCGUGUCAUGUCGAUGCCUAGGCCAAGCUUGAAUCCAAGCACAGCUGACACUUUGUUGUUUGGGAUAGGAAACUUGAAUUUCUUCCUGUUUGUCGCCGUCUGUUUCCAGUCCCACAGAAGAAAAUGUCAAAUGUGUCAAAUGUAGAAAAUUUGUCUCCACAAAUUAUUCGUCAAGUAACGAAGGAGAUCAGCACUCUCUGUCGAAAUCCACCGGAAGGUAUUAAACUGUUCAUGAACGAUGAAGACGUCACAGAUAUUCAAGCAACGAUAGAAGGACCUGCUGGCACCCCUUACGCUGGCGGCACCUUCCGCAUGAAGUUGGUACUUGGAAACAACUUUCCAUCAGAGCCACCAAAGGCUUUCUUCCUCACAAAAAUAUUUCACCCAAAUGUUUCGAGUAACGGGGAGAUAUGUGUGAACACUCUGAAGAAAGACUGGAAACCCGAAUUAGGAAUCAAGCAUAUUUUAUUGACUGUGAAGUGUUUACUAAUAGUGCCUAAUCCAGAGUCUGCCCUUAACGCUGAAGCUGGCAAACUGCUGCUGGAACAGUAUGAAGACUACUCAUUACGAGCAAAAAUGUUCACAGAAAUUCACGCCAAGCCUCUCAGAGCGACCGGCGAUAAUUGCUCAUCAGAAGACAAAUCCAGUGAAGGUCCACAAGCCAAAAAGCACGCUGGCGACAAAAAGAUUGUGGAGAAAAAGAAAAGGGAUAAAAAGAAAACUUUGAAACGUUUGUGACCUCUUGUCAUCAACUCCCACUUCAUUAUAUCUAAACAUUAUGUCUGUCAUACAUCUGUCUACAAAAUCUCCAUAUGUCACACAUCUUCCUCUUUUAACACGAGUGAGAGUGAAUCAAAAGGGGAAGCAUGUGACCGGAAUGAGUGAGAGUGUGAAUGAGUAUUUAUACGUCAGGAAUGCGCAAUGGUUGAUUUCGGUGUGUUGCUUGUGAUAUGAAAACAUGGUUUGAAGUGUUUGUUGUCGUCAGUACAUGGCAUGUUUCACCCCUUUGUUAUUGUUUCCUAUGCAUUUUGGAUUGUCAUGCGUUAUCUAGGUUCAGAGGUGUCUAGUAGGAAAA